This is a messenger RNA of Didymella exigua CBS 183.55, 1314 nucleotides long. RefSeq lists its product as uncharacterized. The record is from RefSeq and is a predicted model, not a curated record. The transcript is spliced from 3 exons. Bases 1 to 1314 code for a protein of 437 amino acids. Lineage: Eukaryota; Fungi; Ascomycota; Dothideomycetes; Pleosporales; Didymellaceae.
AUGACAUCUGGGAUAUGGCACAAGACCCGUCGAUUAGUGAUCAGCGACAAGCCAAGCCAGGUUGAGGUGCAAAGGUGCAACUCCUUCUGGCUUCCGCUCGCCGAUAUCCAGUACGCCUGUCGUGGCACACAGGUAAUGCUGCAAUGGUCAGACUGCAAUCAGACAAAGGAGCAACGACUCGGCGACUCCAACCUGACCUAUUCACGAGUCUAUAAACCAGAGACGCCGAACAACAAGGUCGAAAUCGUUUUCAGAGAUGUGGUGGCAGCUCAGGCAUUCAUCGACGUCGUCACACGUGCCAACUCGGGCUCGUCUAUUCUUUGGCGACGACUAGGGACACCGCUCACGCAGGAACUACGCCUGUACAAGGUGCAGCAAAAGCCAAGUCAUUUCAUCGUCCAUGUGUCAGUCCCAACGGUCCCGGGAGGCGACAUUGUACAGUCGAAGCUGUUCAUACAGCAAACCGACUCGAUCCUGGAUAUCUGGACCCAUUCGCUGGUACCCGGUGAGCGCACAUUGUCAGUGCGGUUCUGCGGUCGCGUCUCGACGCCGAAUUAUUCCUCCGACGUGAAUGACAAGCCGAGCGACGACACCGCCACGGUAGCCCGAUGUUCGAAAGCGAUGCUUGUUUUCAGCGAAUACAAAUUGGACUUCCCUCUGAUCUCAGACACAGAUGGCAUUGGAUUGCCAACAGAUCUACGAGAGAUUCUUGAGCUGGUGACGGGCUGGACAAUCUGCUUCCUCGCCUCCGGCGUCAAGGUGACCGCACCAAACGCAUUCAAGAAGACCACGGACUACGGUCUCUCAGACGUCACACUCUGGGAAUCCAGUCGAGACGCACACACGGACGCGCCACGAGAAGCAAUCUUCGCAUUCCGCCAACACGGCCCCAAGAAAGAUUACCUAUGGAGAACCGCAACGAUAACGGCACAGUCGCAAGCGACAUACAAAUCCCCCGACGCCGAGAUAACCAUCUUCGGCAAAUCCAGCGGCGACCUGCUGGACACUUCCACGCUGCGCACGACCACAGCCAGCGCGCUGCCGACUCACAGCGCCACCGACGCGCUGGCGUCGCGCAAGCGACCCGCGGGCAAGCAGAAGAGCGCCCGCGAGCCCACCACGCUGAAGCUGCGCUUUGCGCGCCACGCUGAGUACAAGAGCUUCUCCGCGUGCUUCGACGAGCUGCUGCAGACGGCGUGGGUGGAUGCGCAGCUGCAGACGCGGCGGCGCGUCGCGACGUAUCUGUCGCGCGACUCGCAGUCGACCGACUCGCGCGCGGGCUCGUUGCAGCAGGGCGGGCGCGGGCGAUGCUGA